Molecule: messenger RNA, 1152 nt
Organism: Penicillium coprophilum
Lineage: Eukaryota; Fungi; Ascomycota; Eurotiomycetes; Eurotiales; Aspergillaceae
Product: rRNA-binding endoribonuclease
Exons: 2
Coding region: 1-1152 (383 amino acids)
Biological process (GO): ribosomal small subunit biogenesis; maturation of SSU-rRNA
Cellular component (GO): preribosome, small subunit precursor
Molecular function (GO): RNA endonuclease activity
Source: RefSeq, a predicted model, not a curated record
AUGAAAUUAUCACCACCCCCCUCCGUCGUGGCCGAGAUCCGCGAUCCAGAUGCCCGCGCACGUGUUGAGACUCUCUACCUGCCCUUCUUGAAGCAGCGAUCCCCCACACCGAAGAGCUUCAAUGUCAUCAGUGAAUUCGCUCGCAAGACUGGAGACCGUUCUGUCCUGAGUAGAACUGAUAUUGAAGUCCUUGCCCUUGCGUACGAAAUCGAGUGCGAAAAGAACGAUGGAGACUGGCGGUUAAGAAGCGUUCCAGGACAGAAGAAAAUCAAUGGAAAGCCACCUGUGAAGGAGCCAUCCGAGGAGACUAAGCCCGAGGAUGCGGAAGUGGAAGCUAUCACAGAGGGAGUGAAGGAGACCACAGUCGCAGAUGCCCAGGAAGAGUCUCCCAAGGAGGAAGAGACUGCUGCGACUCACGAGGCUGAUGAAGUCGCCGAGGUUGCUGUUGCGGUCGCUGAAGAAGAAGAGAAGGGCGAAGAUCAGGAUGCGGAGGAUGAUGCCGAUGAUGACGACGGAGAAUGGAUCACACCCUCUAACUAUAAAAAGCGUCUUGCAGAUGAUGAAUCUGGGACACCGACUCUUACUGCUGCACCUAAGACAAUGCAGGUUGCGACUAUGACCACUGAUUUCGCGUGUCAAAAUGUUCUCCUACAAAUGAACCUUAAUCUUCUGUCUACCACCACCCUCCAGAAGAUCCAGCAUCUCAGAACCUUUAUCAAGCGCUGCCACGCCUGCUUUUUGACUACAAAGGAGAUGAACAAGCAGUUCUGCCCUCGCUGUGGUAAAGAUACUCUCACUCGUGUCUCAUGCACGACCACUGCCAACGGCGCGUUCACAAUGCAUCUGAAGAAGAAUAUGCAGUGGAACAAGCGCGGCAAUGUAUACAGCGUUCCUAAACCGAUCGCAGGAAGCGCAAACGGCAAGUGGAAGGGCGGCGGUGGCCAGCGAGGAUGGGGCACCGAGCUCGUUCUUGCCGAAGAUCAGAAGGAGUAUAUUCGUGCCAACGAGGAAGAAGAACGGCGGCAGCGUCGUGAGCGUGAUCUCAUGGACCAAGAUUAUCUGCCUGGUAUCUUGACUGGCGAGCGCAACAGGGCUGGCGGUCGUACUAAGGUCGGUGCUGGCCGCAAUGUCAACUCGAAGAAGCGCUCCUAA